Octopus bimaculoides (California two-spot octopus) is the source of this 643-nucleotide messenger RNA. RefSeq lists its product as uncharacterized. Lineage: Eukaryota; Metazoa; Mollusca; Cephalopoda; Octopoda; Octopodidae. The record is from RefSeq and is a predicted model, not a curated record.
UAUCUCUUACAACUCCAACGAAGUUCGUAAUCAGACAGGUUUACUUCCCAACAACAAGCUUCUGGGUUCAGCCCCACUGCGUAGCCCGUUGGUGCACGCUAUUUCGAUGUCGUGGAACUUCAUAAUAACGAUUAGCUGGGUAAUGCAAUGAAGAAAACAAUAGCCUUGUAUUUACUUCUAGUUAUUUCCAAUAUAGUAGCCGAUGUAAAUGCAGUUGCCAAUGACUCACCAUCAAAUCGAGGCCAAAAAAAAUGUAAAGGAUGUCAACAUAACGGGAAAUGCAUUUGCAAUAAUACGUUUGGCUUUUAUAUAACCGCGGGUGAGUGUAUGAAAAUGAUGUGCGUGUUAUUCCAACUCCUAACUUUGUACAAAAACUGUAUAGAUGACAGUGGAAAAUGCCUGAGCGCUGGUGACUUUCGAUUCGGUUUGCAUAAACGUCGUUGUGUUGCAUUUUACUGCAAGGUGUAUAAAGAUGAUAUAAAGCUAAAUAUACAAUAUGAUGUAGUUUGCAAUGUGGGCGAAGUUCUCAAAAAACGGAGGAAAUUCAUUUAUAAGAACGUGGAUGAAUGUUAACUGGAACAUUUGAUAUUCUAUACCGUUUAUUCUCUCUGACAACAACUAAAUAAAUGUCAAUAAAUCAUGA